Drosophila simulans is the source of this 3324-nucleotide messenger RNA. RefSeq lists its product as uncharacterized. The transcript is spliced from 2 exons. The coding region runs from base 1 to 3324 and encodes 1107 amino acids. Gene Ontology annotation, molecular function: zinc ion binding; nucleic acid binding. The record is from RefSeq and is a predicted model, not a curated record. Lineage: Eukaryota; Metazoa; Arthropoda; Insecta; Diptera; Drosophilidae.
AUGGAGAGGAUCGCAGCGUUGGAGAGGGAGCUGGAGAAGGCUAGAUCCCUGGAAAGUGUGAGCACCGCCAAUUGCGCGCCAAUCGCAGUUGGCCCAAGCGCAGUUGGCGCCAACAGUGGAACGUCGGGGCGGCCGCCAUUUUGGAGCGGCCAGCCAAUACCCACAUCUAACGGAGAGACCUUACAUAACGGGGUCGGGUCGGUGCCAUACAACGGUGACGGUGCGAACGGUGCGGCCUGCACGCUGCCGCCAUCUUCGAGUGGACCGCCAUUGCUAACGACUAGCAACUAUUUUAUGGAGCCACUGUGUGCAACAGGCACUGCGCAGCCAGCGCAUGGACUCGUGCUACCGGGCGUGAGCAUCCACAAUGCGGCAACAGCAUCGCCACUUGUCGGAUCCUACGCCGCGACGACGCCGAGUGGAAUCCAGGGAGCAUAUGGGCCAAGGAAGCUUCCGGACUUGCCUAUAUUUGGAGGGCAGCCCGAGGAGUGGCCGAUCUUCAGCUGUGCGUUCGUGGAGACGACCCGAGCGUACAACUGCACGGACCUGGAGAACAACCAGAGGUUGUUGAAGGCGCUGAAGGAUGAAGCGCGCGAGGCAGUAAAGGCGCUAUUGAUUCAUCCAGGGAAUGUCAGCGCCGUGAUGGAGCAGCUGCGCUUUAGGUUCGGCCGACCGGAGCAGCUUAUACGCAGCCAGCUCAACAACGUGCGAGAGGUGCAGCCAAUUUCGGAGCACAAUUUGGCGAAGAUCAUUCCCUUCGCAACCCGAGUGAGUAACCUCGCGGCCUUCUUGCAGUCAGCGAAGGCGCAGCAACACCUGGGGAACCCAAUCCUCAUAGAGGAGCUUGUGGCCAAGCUGCCAACGAGCAAGCGAGUGGACUGGGCCAGGCAUGCUGCAACGAUUGCGCCCUUUCCCACUGUAGUCCACUUCAGCGCGUGGCUACAGGAGUACGCAAACGUGGUGUGCACGCUUUUGGACGUCGAGGGAAAGGAGCCGAGGCGUCGACUUCUACAUGCAAGCGUCGACCAUAAUGAAUGCGAUCAACAGGAUGAUCGGCAUGGAGGUUGUCCCAUCUGUGGAGGACAGCAUGGAAUAUUGAACUGCAGAAAAUUUAUUGGAGCUUCGCCACAGGAAAGGUGGAGCAAUGUGAAGAGGCAUCGGCUCUGCUUCAAUUGCCUACGAAGCGGGCACACGGCUAGAUCCUGCUAUACGCAAGGUGAGUGCCAGAUUAAUGGAUGCCGAAGGGAGCAUCACCGUCUGCUACAUGGUGCGGACGAGGAGCGAAGGCCGCUGCAGCGAGGUGGCUUCAGACGCCACGAAGGGAACCAGCAGCCAGCAGUUUCCAGCAACAGCCUGGAGAGAGGAGAUCCGCGUGAAGCGGGAGCGCCCAUGCAGAAGAAUUUGAGCUGCGUUGACGCCGAAGGAGGCCAUCUACUGUUCCGUAUACUGCCGGUUACGCUGUACGGAGCGGGGCGAAAGGUGGAUACGUAUGCGCUCCUAGAUGAGGGAUCCUCCACAUUGAGCCGACGAGAUGUCCAGGGCGUGCACAGGGAUGCGCGUCUGCCGAUGAAGCCUUACAGCAACGUGGUGCCGAAGCUGCUCAUCGGCCUGGAUCACGGACAUCUGGGGUUGCCACUUAGGACGAGGCGGUUCGCUCGAGAGGGACCGUAUGCGGCCGCAACCGAGCUGGGCUGGGUUGUGUUUGGGCCUGUAAGUGGGCAACCGACCACGCCGUCACCGAGGUCCUGCCUACUUGCCGUGUCAGUGGAUGACGCGAUGGAGAAGAUGGUGGAGGACCAUUUCGAUAUGGAGAACUUUGGAGUGAAGACCGCGCCGCCGGUCGCAGCCAGCGACGAUGUUCGGGCCCAAAGGAUACUCGAAGACACCACGGUGAAAGUGGGGCGUCGCUACCAGACGGGAUUACUCUGGAAGGACGACCACGUUGUGCUGCCACCGAGCUAUGAGAUGGCGUACAGGAGGCUGGUCAACGUCGAGAAGAAGAUGAAGCGCAACAAGCCGUUGGCGCAGGAAUACGAUCGGAUUAUAAAGGAUUACGUGUCUAAAGGAUACGCGAGGAGGCUGCAGCCGGAGGAGGUCGCGGUAAGGAGCGAUCGCCUAUGGUAUUUGCAACAUUUUGGUGUCGAAAACCCAAACAAGCCCGGCAAGGUACGGCUUGUGUUUGAUGCUGCAGCCAAAGUUGGAGGAACCUCGCUAAACUCGGAGCUGGACAAUGGGCCUCAGCACUAUAAGCCUUUGCCAGCUGUGCCCUUUCAUUUCAGAGAGGGAGCCGUCGGAGAUGGCGCCUUGAGAGAUGGCGACGACGAGAGAGAUCCGGAUGUCUAUGAGAUGAACGUAAUGACGUUUGGAGCAGCCUGCUCGCCGAGCGCUGCGCAUUACGUGAAGACUAUGAAUGCCCUGAAGUAUCGGGAUUCGGAUCCGAGAGCGGUCAAGGCCAUCACCGACUACCAUUAUGUCGAUGACUAUGUGGACAGUUUCGCUACAGAGAGCGAGGCUAUCAGCGUAUCUACCCGAGUGAAGGAGAUACACAAGGAUGCUGGAUUCGAAUUAUGCCAGUUUUCAUCCAGCUCACCCACCGUGGAGACGGCUUUAGGACCUGGUCGAGUCAAGAGCUUCGGAUGGGGUGAGGCUGAAGAGAAGAUCCUCGGAAUGCGUUGGCAAAUAGCAACAGAUGACUUCAGAUUCAACGUGGAGUAUCAUCGAGUGCCAAGCAGCGUCCUGAGUGGAGAUCGAGUCCCUACGAAAAGGGAAUAUUUAAGCCUGGUGAUGUCAACGUUUGAUCCCCUGGGAUUCCUGUGCUGCCUCAUGGUUACAGCGAAGCUGCUGCUGCGAGAGAUUUGGAGGCAGAAGAUCCAGUGGGACGAACCACUACCGGAGGAGUUAAGCAAAGCCUUUGCGAUUUGGCGCAAAGAGAUGGACGCCGAGGGACAGUUCCGAUGUCCGCGCCAUUAUUUUGGGCGUGGAGCAGUCCGGGCCGUAGAGUUGCACGUCUUCGUGGAUGCUAGUCAGGCAGCAUUCGCGGCGGUGGCCUAUUGGAGGGUCACAUAUGAGGACGACGACGUGCAGGUGGGCAUCGUGAGUGCGAAGACGAAGUGUGCCCCAAUGAGAACGAUGAUGAUCCCAUGGCUGGAGCUACAGGCAGCAGUUCUUGGAACCAGGCUGAUGAACACUGUCAAGGAGGAGCACAGUGUGGUCAUUACGGACCUGGUGUUAUGGACGGACUCUAAGACGGUGCUGAGAUGGAACGGCAGCUCCCACCGCCGGUAUAAGCAGUUUGUUGGCAACCGAGUGGCGGAGAUUUUGUAG